This is a messenger RNA of Trichomycterus rosablanca, 564 nucleotides long. It is a transcript of the gene edn1, whose product is annotated as endothelin 1. The transcript has 5 exons. NCBI's taxonomy places the organism in Eukaryota, Metazoa, Chordata, Actinopteri, Siluriformes, Trichomycteridae. Gene Ontology annotation, cellular component: extracellular region. The record is from RefSeq and is a predicted model, not a curated record. Gene Ontology annotation, biological process: intracellular calcium ion homeostasis; vein smooth muscle contraction; regulation of vasoconstriction. The coding region runs from base 1 to 564 and encodes 187 amino acids. Gene Ontology annotation, molecular function: endothelin A receptor binding; endothelin B receptor binding; hormone activity.
AUGGAAUUAAGGAUUACUUUUCCCAUGUUGUCCAUGCUUUCUUUUGGAAUCUUUCACACAGCAUCUUUGGGUGAAGCCUCCCUCAGCGCACGUCACUACAGAACCAAGCGAUGCUCAUGUGCUACUUUCCUGGAUAAAGAGUGCAUUUACUUUUGCCACCUGGACAUUAUUUGGGUCAACACUCCUGAACGCACAGUAUCAUAUGGACUGGGUAAUGCACCCCGCAAGAAGCGUUCUACAGUGCAGGAAGCGCCCAACUGCAACGAGCCAUCACGCUGUUAUUGCACAAACAGCAAUGAUGACGCGUGCUGGUCGUUCUGCCACAGACCUAAGCCAUUAAGAUGCAAAGCAACGCGUGACAAGGUGAUCCCUACCGCCGCCGGCCAUGACUGUGCCAAAAAGAAGUGUAAAUAUAGCCUGGCUGCAAAGACAAGGGGGAUUAAAAGGGCUGAUAAAAGAACAGACCCCUCAAGUGCAAGGGCUGCCCCACGACUUCAUCCUCUCCUGGAGAAAUGGAGGGUAAGAUGGCCCAGCAAGACACUAGCUUGGGCUACAGACUCCUAA